CUGAACUGAGCAAGUGGGAAGAGGAGGAAGCCGCCUGCCAGCAGGCAAUCCAACGCCAGCUGGCAGAGGCAGAGGCAGCACGUCAGCAGGCCACAGUAGAAGCUGCAGAAGCCGCAUGAUUGCAACAGCAGCAGGUCGAGGCAAGUCAAAAUCAAGUUCGUUACCAAGCUACAAUGGAGCUCGCCAACGAAGAAGCCACGUACCGGAGGUUACUCGGACAGCAGCAUUUUCGAGCAAACGAAGAACAAGAGGAGCCGAUCCAGGACAAGAGACACAAGGAGGCCACAACAGUUUUGAUGGAGAAUCUGUUGUACACAUGCAAUUGGCAGCAACGUGAACUGCUGGCCAUGCGGCAGGUCUUCAUCCGCCACGAAGCAACGUUUAAAACACUGGACAAGAAGAUCGCCACCCUGCAGGCCGAGAUCGGCACACUACAGGCCGCCAACAGCAAGCAGCAGACAAUCAACGGCCAGCUGCAGACCGAUGUCAGCACGGGGUUGGCACGAAUGUCGGCAGUUGCGUCGACGGGCAGUGCAGUGGCAGACUGGAGCCCAACUUUGGCCGUGCAGGCCAAGCAACUCGAGGAGCGGAUCAACCACGUGGUAGCAUCCCUCGGCGACAUCAGCAAGUUUGCUGGAGCAUCGACAGUCAGCAAUCAGCUGCAGAUGCUCAGCGACCGCGUUCAACAACAACCGGCCGCUGUCGCCAAGGAAUGGAAGAUGUCGAGCUUCAAGAUUGAGAAGUUCGAUGAUUACCACAAAACCGAUCCGCUGCAGUGGUGGAUGGCAUUCAACGCGGAGGCAGACAUACAUCACGUCCUACCCGAACGGCGGCUUGACGCACUCUACCUCCAACUCAUUUGAGGGGCGCAGGCUUUCAUGACUCGCAUGGCCGUUUCGUUGGAAUGCACCUAGUGAGGACCACGCAGCCGCGUCUACAUCAAGUGAGGGAGAUGUGGCGGCAGCGAUACCACCGCAACGCUCAAGACCCCGAGAGGGAAAACAUAAGGCGAAAUCAACGUCAGCGGAUGGA
Molecule: messenger RNA, 1032 nt
Organism: Chara braunii
Lineage: Eukaryota; Viridiplantae; Streptophyta; Charophyceae; Charales; Characeae
Source: the annotation of a GenBank genome assembly